ACAAUUAAACAUUAAUUAACUAGAAAUUUACCUCUAAUUGUAAUUGGAAAUUAACUUGGUGAUUAUCAAGAAUCAAAUUAUCAACAAUAUUUAAUUAUUAUUCUGAAAACCUUUAAUCAACUCAAACGAUUAUAAUAAUAAUCAAGGUAAGAUGAUUAUUGAAUUGUAACAAUUAUCUAAUUGUCAAUUUAAUGAAUGAUUAACGAUGGAAUUGAAUUUUGAAAAUAUUUGUUUUUCGUCAAAUCAUCAUAAUCGGUUACUAAUCAAAUGUAAACAAUUUAUUAACAAUCAAUUGGUAAUUAAAAAGAAAAACUUGUAAACAAUUAAUUUAACUUUCUGUCUACAUUGAGUUAUAUUGAUUAAAUUGUUUUUUCUAAAUCAAUGACAAUCAAUUAAUCUAUUGAAUCUUUUUAUUCUUAUAACGGUAAUUUUAUAUUCACAGGUAAAAGUGACCCAGAAACAAUUAGAGACACACAAUUAAGAGUAAACUAAAUUACAGGCCUAACCUGUAAAUUGUAUUUUCCACUUAACAGAAUUAAUUUAUUGUUAAUUCACUGUGAUCAAAUUUAGUUGAUUCCCCAAUUGAUGAUGAUGAUGACCGGCGAUUUCUGGAUUUGAACGUAAUCAACUUCCUUCUUCAUCAUCAUCAUCAACAAUCAGUCAACAAUAAUCAUCUAAUUUAGUUUAUUUCUCUGUUUAAAUUGUUAAACAAUCAAGUAAAUCAAGUGAUCGAAAUUAUUUUUUUUACUCUCAACAAUUUUCUUAAAUGUGUAUUAGUCUAUUGCCUUUAACCUUUCAUCGGAUUAGAAACAAUUAAUCUCACUAAUUGUCCACCAAUUGGUUACAAUUAGUCGACUCAAUCAUGUUUAAGUUAAUCAAUCCAAUGGAUUUAAUUUUUAUACUCUCAAUUAUCUUAAGUUUAACUGUUUUAUCUUACAAUCAAUCAUCAAUUGAAUUUGGUAAAAAUGAAGAUACUUCAAAUAUUAAUGAGAAUCGUAUUCAGAAAACAGAUAGGAUUUUACGACCUAUGGAUGAAAACAAUAUGUCACCAAUGAAUUCAGGUCAACAAGUGAUCCAAAAUGUACCGAUGUUACAACAAGGCGCUGGUAAUUAUGAUCCAAUUGAAUCUUCAUACCAACGGCAACAACAACAGCAAUCAUUUCAAUCAAUGGACACUAAUUAUCAAAUUAACGGUCCAGUUGAUUCAAUGGGAUCGCGAAUUCAGCCUGGGGGCAAUUUCCCCGGUGAUCUUCCAGUACCAGGAAUUCCCAUUCAGCCAGGAAUGAGUAACAUCGAUCGACAUAUGCCUGGAAUGCUUGGAGAUAAUUGCUAUCAGAAAUUAAGAUAUUAUAUGGCCUCUUGUGAAGAUGCUCUUCUACAGCGACAAAGGGACACUCGAAAUGCUCGAACUGCCCCCGAUAUUCAAAGAAGACUUUGUUGUUCACUUUACUUUUAUCACGAUUGUUUAAGUAAAGUGGUUGUCCAGCAUUGUCGAGAUGCGAGUCCAAUGGUCGUUAAUCUUGUUAUGCCAGAGAAUCGUCGUCGUGAAAUGGUAAUUAAUUGUCGCACUCAAACAAGAGACCAAUGUAAUGGAUCAAAUCAAAUUACAAUUAACUUAUUUUCAACAAUUUCUUUGAUAUUAGUUGUUUACUUUCUAUUGAUUUAGAUAUUUAAACUGUUCUCUGUAAUCUGUGUAAUACAUUAAUUGUCAUAUUAAUUCAUCUCUAUCUUUGUUUUUUUUAUUGUUACCAAACAUUAAUCACAAUUGGAAUCAUAAUUUUUCAAUUAGUUUAAAUAUAUUUGUCUAAUUGUCUCAAAGCCAAAUCAUCAACAUUAUAAAUUGUAUUUCUCCUUUUACCCUUUUUCUUGCUUUCUCUCUAUCUCAUAACUCAUAACCAUAGAUAAAAAUUAUA
Panonychus citri (citrus red mite) is the source of this 1913-nucleotide messenger RNA. RefSeq lists its product as uncharacterized. The coding region runs from base 863 to 1666 and encodes 267 amino acids. NCBI's taxonomy places the organism in Eukaryota, Metazoa, Arthropoda, Arachnida, Trombidiformes, Tetranychidae. The transcript is spliced from 5 exons. The record is from RefSeq and is a predicted model, not a curated record.